Messenger RNA from Diachasmimorpha longicaudata, 1133 nucleotides. RefSeq names its product enhancer of split malpha protein-like. Gene Ontology annotation, biological process: Notch signaling pathway; sensory organ development. Lineage: Eukaryota; Metazoa; Arthropoda; Insecta; Hymenoptera; Braconidae. The record is from RefSeq and is a predicted model, not a curated record. The coding region runs from base 236 to 724 and encodes 162 amino acids. The transcript has a single exon.
AGUGCACCUGCCUUCCCCACUCCCUACCCCAUAGCCUGGUGAGGGCUAUAUAAAUCCCCGGGGUAGCUCUCACUAACCAUCAUUCGCUCACUAGCGCUCCAAGUAAAGGGACCAAAGCCCAAAGCAUCCUUAAACAUUUUUAAAAUCACAAAUCACAAAUAAAAUCAGUUUUCGCUAAUUGCGAAGUGUUUCCUCGUGACAUUAUCAAAACAAAAAAAAAUAUCAACAAACAAAGAUGGCCACCACCAUGAGCCACGUGUUCGAGUACGAGAACGAGUUGAACGACAACCUCUACAACCUCAAGUUGUCGGGUGACAACAAGAGGAUGAGCAACGCCAAACGUCUCAGGAAGUUGUUGAAGCCACUGCUCCGUCUGAUGAGAAAGAAGAACUCAAUAUUCACGAAAAUCCAUCAGAAGGCCGAGCCACAGCAGGAGAUCUUCACCGAGGAGGUUGACAAUCAGAACAACAGCAACGAAGCACUGGAACAACGUCUUCUCGCUGAUCUAGCAAGUGCUGAGGAGGGAGCUGCCAUCACAGUGUGCCUCGAUGGUCAAAUGACAGUUGUGCCUGUGGUUCCUGGUCAGUGCUAUGUGCCAGUUCACUUUGCCCAUACCUGCGCUGGUGAUUUCUACUGGACAACACUCGCCAUCACGGACAGUGAUCUCUGCUACAAGGAGUGUGCAUUCUCCCAAAAUCAACUACCCGAGAUGCAAGUUGCAUGAGAACUGGAUUGAUGACUAUUGUGAUUCUACCUCAUUAAUCCACAAUUGGAACUUGUGGAGAUUGGAGAUGUCAGCGUACCACCAUCGAGUGAUGGGUGAUUCCUGUAUCCUGAAUUCGCCAACUGUGAUUGAUAGUUGAUAGAAGUUGAAGUUCAGCCUGAAUAUUGCUCAAAUAAUUUUCAUGGCACAUGAUGUUGAUUCACUAGACUCAUUCAAUUUUGAAUAUAUUUUGCGGAAAUAAAUCCGCAUUUGUGAUAUUGUAUUAGAGUCGUAGGAUAUUUUUGUAUAAUGUGAUAUGGGCAGUUGCUCAAUUAUGUCUUCCAUUUGAAAGAAAAUACAUUUUAUAAUUAAUUCCUAAUUUACUAUUGUUAUUUGACAUCCUAGUCCUCUAGUUAUUAAGAUUCCACAU